Molecule: messenger RNA, 2260 nt
Organism: Betta splendens (Siamese fighting fish)
Lineage: Eukaryota; Metazoa; Chordata; Actinopteri; Anabantiformes; Osphronemidae
Gene: camk1gb
Product: calcium/calmodulin-dependent protein kinase IGb
Exons: 13
Coding region: 16-1626 (536 amino acids)
Biological process (GO): peptidyl-serine phosphorylation
Cellular component (GO): intracellular anatomical structure
Molecular function (GO): ATP binding; calmodulin binding; calcium/calmodulin-dependent protein kinase activity
Source: RefSeq, a predicted model, not a curated record
UAGCAGUGUUUACUGAUGCUCCUCGGUUCUUCCUUUUUUAAAACAAAACUGCUGCAGGUUAUUAGCAGCAAACGCAAAAAACGCAGUGGUGUGACAAGAUACAGCAGCUGUCUAAUCUCACGUCUCAAUGAAAAUCUCUCUGACCGUCUACUCCUUCCCCUCCUCUCGCCUCUCCCCGUGGACGUAAUCUCCGACGUGGCAAAUCUUAAGGUUCGAGACAAAGUAAUCUGUCCAGACCUCAGCAAGCUUCUGACAGGAGGGUCACUUCAGAGCUCCUUCAACGCAGAAUCUCUAGAUAUUCCUGUUGCAUCGUCUGCAGACAUGGGUCGUCAAGAGGCUGACUAUGUGUGGAAGAAAAAAACAGAAAACAUCCAGGAGGUUUUUGAGUUCAUGGAGGAGUUGGGAUCAGGGGCCUUCUCAGAGGUUUACAUGGUGAAGGAGAGGAAGACGGGAAAGAUGUUUGCCAUGAAGUGUGUGAAGAAGAAACAAAAGAGGGAUCUUAAUCUAGAGAAUGAGAUCGCUGUGUUGAGAAGAAUCAAACAUGAGAACGUUGUGGGGAUGGAAGAUUUCUAUGAAAGUCAAACCCAUUACUAUCUCGUCAUGCAGCUUGUUACAGGCGGAGAGCUCUUUGACCGUAUACUAGAUAGAGGGGUGUACUCAGAAAAAGACGCCAGCAGGGUGAUCCAGCAGGUGCUGGAGGCUGUCAGCUACUUGCAUCAAAACGGCAUAGUACACCGUGACCUCAAGCCAGAGAACAUCCUGUGUUACAGCCAUGAUGAAAACUCCAAAAUCAUGAUCAGCGACUUUGGUUUAUCAAAGAUGGCCGAAAGCGGGGUCAUGUCUACUGCCUGUGGCACACCAGGAUAUGUGGCUCCUGAAGUUUUGGCUCAGAAACCCUACAGCAAGGCUGUGGACUGCUGGUCUACUGGAGUGAUCACUUACAUCUUACUAUGUGGGUAUCCUCCUUUUUAUGAAGACAAUGAAACACGACUCUUUUCCAAGAUCAUGAAGGCACAGUAUGAGUUUGAUUCACCUUUCUGGGAUGCCAUUUCUGAAUCUGCCAAAGAUUUCAUCCGUAACAUGAUGCAAAAAGACCCUAAAAUGCGCUACACCACAGAGCAAGCUCUCAGACAUCCCUGGAUCACUGGAAAGACUGCCCGGAGUCAGGACAUCUAUUAUUCUGUCAGCAUUCAGAUUCAAAAAAACUUUGUCAAGUCCAAGUGGAAGCAAGCCUUUAAUGCCGCUGUUGCCAUCAAUCACAUGAAGAAGCUACAGCAGGCUCAUGCAGAACUGACGCUGAGACAGGCCAGCAUUCCAGACAUCAGAGUCAUAGAUUUGUCCUCCCCAACAAAAGCCCGCAAACACCUUGACCUGGAGAAGCUGGACUCAAAGGGGGCACUGUCCAACGGGAACCUGAACAGUGCUGACCAAAUGUCCGUGCCCACAAACCAUGUUGAGAUCAAGAGCCAUUUCCACACGCUCAAGGCCAGUCAGAGCCAGUGUGAUGCUCACCACACGCCCACUAUAGCUGAGCAGGGAAAGCACGUUUACCAGUCGGAGCCUGCAAACCUGAAUGGGUAUGGUAAAAAUUGUAAUGGCAAGACAGGAGUCUGCUCAGUCAUGUGAAACUGUAUGAUGACGAUGUGGAAGAAGAAAUUUCACAUGGUCAGUGCUGUUAUGCUGACUCAGCAUUCAGCUGAUUUGUAUCAGUUGCUCCUGCUGUACUGAGACUGCGAAGAAGCUGGACCUGUGAUGGAACCACACAGUCUCACGAAGGUUUCUGUAGCCUGUGGGAUAUUUCAUAUGUGGAUGGUGUGCCUCUAGAGCCUAUGAAGCAUGUAUACAGGUUCAGAAACAUAAGACAAUUCAUUUGCAUCUUUGUUAUCCAGGAUACUUUACACACUACCUAAGACUGUUGCAGUUAGAAGUGGAUGUAAUGCCUGAUGCUAAGUUCCAUCCUCUUAUUCAGGAUGAAGUUGUCGCUGUGCUCUGAUGCCAUGUCGGCUUUGUAUCAAGUUACCCUGUAUAUAGAAUUCAUGUCACAUAAAAAUAAGAAAACGUGUCCAAUUAUCCUACUGUAAAUCUAUUUUUUUUGAAUGAUAGAAUAUUUUGUUUGGAAAUCUGCAUGCUUACUAAGUCAUUUAAGCCAUACCUGUAUCAUUUUUGUGGUCUUUGUUUUAUGAUUUAUUUUUAUUCUGAAGUAUUUCUUUCAUUGUAAUUUUAUUUACAAUUUAAAAUAAAUACUAAAAGUAAAAUAUAA